Messenger RNA from Arachis duranensis, 2747 nucleotides. RefSeq lists its product as uncharacterized. Bases 736 to 2286 code for a protein of 516 amino acids. Gene Ontology annotation, cellular component: membrane. Gene Ontology annotation, molecular function: ceramide glucosyltransferase activity. The transcript is spliced from 14 exons. Gene Ontology annotation, biological process: glucosylceramide biosynthetic process. NCBI's taxonomy places the organism in Eukaryota, Viridiplantae, Streptophyta, Magnoliopsida, Fabales, Fabaceae. The record is from RefSeq and is a predicted model, not a curated record.
CACAUACCCAUUAAUAAAAAAAUGUUCCAUUUUACCCCCUUUUGCGGCAAUUGUUUAGCCGAACGAGCUUUUCAGUCGUCUAUUUGACUGCAAAUUCAGUUCAACUGCUAUUGUUUAUCUCUCUAUUUUUUUGUUCAGUUUCAAUUAUGGUCAUUUCUUUAUACCACUUGGUGAGUUGGUGUUGUCAGAUUCUGCGAGGUAAUUCUUGUUCAAUGUUACAUGUUAUUUCCUUCCUAUCAUCUCACGAACCGUGACCUGAUAGAAUUUCGGGAGAUACAAUGUGAACUUGAUACAAUUUUGGUUACAACAACCAAACUUCUCACUUUUUGGUUUCUUUCUUUCUUUAGAGACCACAAUGGAGUCUCAGUGGGGCACAGCUAAACUAUUAUUGUUAUUUUAGUUUUGGAUUAGGAUUGGUGGCUUACUUUGCGUUUGUUUCAUGGCGUGUGAUUCACUGGAAUGUAUUCACUGAAUUUAUCGUUCAAUAAUCAUACUUGAAUUGAGAAAUAAGUUUGCAUCCUACCGUGGCAUGUUCACAUAUAUGACUUGAUAUCCGCAAUCCCUGUUGUUGAGAAACCUAGUAGGCUUUGAAGUCACAUCUAGAAUAUACUUCACUAUAAGCAACAUUGUAGAAUUUAGAGAUACAAAGUUCUACUUCUACAUUAUUAAAAAGGCUUUACCCAAGUUCAAGGCGAUUAACUGAAGUGAAAUUUCAUGGUUACUGAAUGAAGUGGAAUGAAUGAACGAGGAGAAAAUCUACCGUGCUACCAUCCAUGUCAUAAAAACUACAAUUUUUUUUCUCAGGGAUGUUUAAUUUGUUUAGCACUUGCUUUGGGUUGGGCUCUUGCUGCUUAUGUCAGGAACAGAGAGAUAAAGCAAAUGAACGAUGCUAUGAGGAAUGGCAAUAGCUUUCCUUUCCUUUAUCAUGACAUUAAUGAACUUGAGCACUCCAAUCAGGUCAAUCUUCCAAGAGUAUCAGUAGUUAUGCCCCUAAAAGGCUUUGGAGAACACAAUCUGCAUAAUUGGAGGAGUCAGAUAACAUCUCUUUAUGGUGGCCCUCUAGAAUUUCUUUUUGUGGUAGAAAGUACAGAGGAUCCUGCUUACCAUGCUGUAUCACGGCUAAUAUUAGAAUUUGAGGAUUACGUUGAUGCUAAAAUCAUUGUAGCUGGUUUGUCGACAACUUGUAGUCAAAAGAUUCACAAUCAGUUGGUUGGAGUGGAGAGAAUGCACAAAGAUACCAAGUAUGUGUUGUUUUUGGAUGAUGAUGUUAGGCUACAUCCUGGAUCAAUUGGAGCACUCACUCGUGAGAUGGAAAAGAACCCUGAUAUAUUUAUUCAAACUGGAUACCCGCUGGAUUUGCCAUCCGGAAGUCUAGGGAGUUACUGCAUAUAUGAAUACCAUAUGCCUUGUUCAAUGGGCUUUGCAACUGGUGGAAAAACAUUCUUCCUGUGGGGAGGGUGUAUGAUGAUGCAUGCUGAUGAUUUUAGGCAAGACCGUUAUGGAGUGGUAUCAGGACUUAAAGAUGGUGGAUAUUCUGAUGAUAUGACCCUUGCAGCCAUAUCUGGGGCACACAAAAGGCUCAUUACUUCUCCUCCUGUUGCUGUCUUUCCUCACCCCCUUGCAAGUGAUCUUAACUUUGGAAGAUACUGGAAUUACUUAAGGAAACAAACAUUUGUUUUGGAGUCAUACAUAUCAAAUGUUAACUGGAUGAUGAAUCGUGCAUUAUUCGGUACCCACUGCUAUUUGUCAUGGGGAUUUGUAGCACCAUAUUUUAUGGCAUUGAUUCAUGUUGCAGCAGGAUUGAGAUUUUAUGUAAACGGAUACUCGGUUGAAGAAACACCCUACACUUUCGGUGGUUUAUCAUUGGUCACCAUUCUGGCCAUUUGCACUCUUGUUGAGCUUCUUUCUAUGUGGAACUUGACAAGGAUAGAAGUUAAGCUAUGCAACAUGCUUUCUCCAGAGGCAUCACAACUAUCGCUUGCCUCCUAUAAUUGGGGUCUCGUGUUCGUUGCAAUCCUGGUUGAUAACUUUCUAUACCCUUUAUCUGCUGUUCGAUCUCACUUUUCUCAAUCUAUAAAUUGGUCUGGUAUCCGCUAUUACUUGAAGGAUGGGAAAAUUCAUAAGAUCGAAAGAACUCAAAGAAGCAAGGACAUGGAUCCAGUAUUCACAGACUUGGGUGGAAAACAUCUAUAUGGUAAGAAAGGGUUGCCAAUGAGGGGUUCAUUCCUUAGUUCUUUGUCCAGAACUUUGGCACAAUGGCAUCAACCCAAGAAAUUUGAUUGCUAGUGGAAAGGUCAUCAACUCGUGUCUAUUCUAUCUGUCUGUGUCUGUCUGUCUUAUUGCCUUAGCUGGGAAGGAUGGGCAUUGUAGGACGUUGGUCUUAUUUAUUGUUUGGUGCAUUGAUGAUUGAUAAUUAGGAAAUUUGAUAACUAGGAAAGGGCAAUUAUGUCUCUUGCCUCUUAUCUCAUUACCUCAUUUGGGAAAGCAUGGGUUUUAGUAGAUCAGUUUAUUCAUUGUUUGGUGCAUUCAUGAUUGAUUGAUUUUAGAGUGAUAGGAAUCUAGUUCCAUUUUUUUGUCCAACACAUUCAAAUCCAUACGAUUCUUCAGCCCAAAGCCUUCUCUGCGUGGGGUUGAUUUUGUAAUUGUAACAUUUCAGUGAUGUAAUUUAUGUAAUACAGUAUUCAAGAAUUGCCAAACUCUUUUUUAUACAGCAAUACAACUAGCUAGCUAUUAGCAUUUAUUUUUAA